Helobdella robusta is the source of this 600-nucleotide messenger RNA. RefSeq lists its product as hypothetical. Gene Ontology annotation, biological process: establishment or maintenance of epithelial cell apical/basal polarity; heterophilic cell-cell adhesion. Gene Ontology annotation, molecular function: calcium ion binding. The transcript is spliced from 3 exons. The record is from RefSeq and is a predicted model, not a curated record. Bases 1 to 600 code for a protein of 199 amino acids. NCBI's taxonomy places the organism in Eukaryota, Metazoa, Annelida, Clitellata, Rhynchobdellida, Glossiphoniidae. Gene Ontology annotation, cellular component: plasma membrane; protein-containing complex.
AUGUUAAACUCCUACUUCUACGCCAACAACAUCAGCAAGCACACAAACAACAAGACAAAACGCAGCUACUACAAACAUUUCCGCAACCACAACGACAACGACGACAUCAACAAUAAUGAUAACAGCAACAACAAUAAAAAGCAUAAACGAAAAAAGAUUCACAUAAAUCCAUGUGAAAAAGCUAUUUGUCUAAAUGGCGGUAGUUGUGUCUGGACUGUUGGUGAAGAUUAUGUCUACCAAUGCUAUUGUGCGUCUGGCUACUAUGGUGCCAAUUGCGAAUACUCUGCUGCGGAGUGCAUGACCCACCCUUGCCAACACGAAGGCAGGUGCGUGCGUUCCAAGUCCGUCUUCGGCUUCAAAUGCAUCUGUACUGAUGGGUACUAUGGCAGCAGGUGCCAAAAAAAGCGCAGAAAAUCCGUGUAUAACCAGAUGGAAGAGGAAGAGGAGGCGAGGCAGCUGGACAGGCGACGAAGAAAGUUGGAAAAUUCCGGAAAGUAUUCAGCCACGUUGGCUUACGUGAACGUCGAGUUUAUAGCCAUCUUGAUCGCCAUGUUCAUCCUAUUCAUACUCUUUCUUGUUAUAUUGGAGAGGGAUAGGUAA